Molecule: messenger RNA, 1116 nt
Organism: Trichoderma virens Gv29-8
Lineage: Eukaryota; Fungi; Ascomycota; Sordariomycetes; Hypocreales; Hypocreaceae
Product: MATa1 mating type protein
Exons: 6
Coding region: 1-1116 (371 amino acids)
Biological process (GO): cell differentiation; negative regulation of transcription by RNA polymerase II; anatomical structure morphogenesis
Molecular function (GO): RNA polymerase II cis-regulatory region sequence-specific DNA binding; DNA-binding transcription factor activity, RNA polymerase II-specific
Source: RefSeq, a predicted model, not a curated record
AUGGAUAUCUCGCAGCAAAUACCUCCGCCAAGCAAUGAAGUUGCAAUUUAUCUAGCCGCUAUCUGGGAUCGACUCAAGGACCAGAUAAAUCCCUUUCUCCAGGUCCUUCUCAUCGAUGACUCUAUGUAUCGUAUGCUAGAUACUUAUGGGAGGCGCUAUAUUGCCAGGAAAUUCAUGGAGCAUACGCGGGAAUCUGCGAUGUAUUGCCGUGAUGGCAAUAGAGAAGACCGGCAUUAUCUCGGUGCACCGCGUUAUUUUAUUGCCACUGGCGGCGUGCUUCAUUCUGCUGAUGGCCUUGAGCCAAUCUGGACGAUGGAUGAUGGCUUGAAUACUCGCUUUGAAACCGCUGCAGUUUGCCAGCCUACAGUUCCAUCCAAACCAACUAAGAUCCCACGUCCUCCGAAUGCGUACAUUUUGUACCGCAAAGACCGUCACAAUAUAGUUAAAGCUGCCAAUCCUGGUAUUACCAAUAACGAAAUCUUCCCCAUUGCAGCCCAAAUUUUAGGACGAGCUUGGAACCAAGAAUCGAGAGAAGUGCGGCAAAAAUAUAAGGAGAUGUCAGAAGAAAUCAAACUCGCCUUACUGGAAAAGCACCCAGAUUAUCAGUACAAGCCUCGGAAGUCGUCUGAGAAACGCCGCCGUACUCGCCGUAGCCAACAAGCGCACGCUCUCUUGGUUGAGGCUAAUCUUGCUGCCCCUGACAAUGAAACGGCUGAAGACAACUCCCUAUGGUGUAUUCUAUUUCCUCUGCGGUUAGGCGAUAAUGGCCGCGAAGCAAAUCGCAUCCCACGUCCUCGCAACAGCUGGAUCUUGUACCGCCAGUUUCUUUCGGGAGAAUUUACCAAAUGUUAUCUAGGAAUCACUGCAUCAGAGCUUUUAGGCAGCUCCUCAGUACAUGCACUAAUGUAUCGAUACCUAUAUGAAGCAACUCUCAUCUCCACGAAAUGGAAAAGCGAGCCACCCCAUGAGAAAAAGUUUUGGCAUGAUCUGGCUGAACAAGAAAAACGCAAUCAUAAACAGAAUUACCCAGAUUACAAGUACAGAGUUAGGAAGCCUCAAGCAAAGAAAAGGAAAGGAAGGCAAACUGUGGCCGCUGCUGUGCUAGAGACAGAUUGA